UGUAACCGAGGAGCUGGUGUCUUCUAGAAUGCACUUUGUGGUCUAGGCUUUCAAGUUAAGGCAGUGCCUUAAUUAUUAAAUAUAGACUUAUCUUACUACGAUCGGAACGCAAUGGAAGAAGAAAGUAACAGUGACGCUAUGUCUGAAAGUAAUGUAAAAUACUAUACACUUGAAGAAAUCAAACAUCACAACAUGAGCAAGGAUACUUGGCUUAUCAUCCACGAUAAAGUGUAUGAUAUCACAAGCUUCCUGGAGGAGCAUCCAGGUGGUGAGGAGGUGUUGCUAGAACAGGCAGGAGCAGAUGCAACAGAAAGUUUUGAAGAUGUUGGCCAUUCCACAGAUGCCAGGGAGAUGCUUCAGCAGUACUUUGUUGGGGAAUUGCAUAUGGAUGAUCGCAAAAAGGAAAGCGCAAAGGAUAUCUACAUAACAACCUCAGGUGAAUCUAGCUCAUGGACGAUCUGGUUGAUCCCUGCACUGGCAGCUGUUGUUGUUGGCCUGAUGUACCGGUACUACCUGCUGGAACACAGAUCAUCCUGAGCCCUAGGUACUGCAUAGCAGCCAUCUCACAUCUGUCUGUGUGGAGGCCUUGACUUGUCUGACCGGACAUUGCACAUCAACCAGCCAGAGGAUUCUCCCAUGCUCCCGAACUCUCAAACCUCCCUGUACCCUGAAAGGGGAGCUGCCUCUUCAACUCACCUCCACUUUGCAUUCCAGUCCCCAUCUAAGGAGGUGUGUGGAGAUGCACUGAAAACUAGCCGUCCGUUAUGGUGCCUGUCUGGAAUUGACAUUUUUUCUACAUUUAAUCAUAUAUUGUCCUUUUUCUGAUAUGCAUUCACUUUGUUUUACUUGCCAUUUUUGAGGCACAAGCCAUUUACUGAAGCUUGUGAAGGUAGUCUCUUGGUGUACCAUUUUACGUCAGUUUAGGUAUAUUUUAACAUGGAGCAAUUGUCUACAUGAGGUUUACUUAACCGUUUGAAUGGUAGGUAGAACUAAACCUCUAAAAUAACAGCAUAUUGUUAAAUAUUGUUGAAAAUGGAUAAUGGGAGAUGAGUGAAAUUAAGAAUUUCAAAUGUAAUCUAAAAUCAGAAGCUCAGAAAUUAUAAUCAAUAAUAUAAAGUGUGCAGUUUAGUAUCCAUUCAUGCAUCCUAGGUUUUCACUCACUGUAAGCAUGAGUGCCUGCAAAGGCUGCUGUUAUCUUAUGCAUGUCAAGGCAAACACAGUGUAAAAACUUUAACCAAAACAGAAAAUAUUGGAUUUGAAAAAUAUUUGGAUUGGAAAGAUUAUCUGUGAUAUUCAGUUCAAGUCUUGAUGGUGUUCCAACCCUUCCUAAUAUCAGUCAGUGUUUGGCCUGAGUGCUUUUUUAAACUGCCAUUUAUAGAUUCAUCAUUUUUUUCUGUUAGAAUCAUUUUCUAUUGAAGUAUUUUAUGUUGAGAACAUGCAUUGCAUGCAAAUCCUGUCGAAGGCAAGAUCAUAACUAUAUGCAGCCUCAGUUUGAUGAAUGGCCUUUCAAUUUUUACACCUCAUGGAAAUGUACACUUUUUACAUUA
Molecule: messenger RNA, 1547 nt
Organism: Megalops cyprinoides (Indo-Pacific tarpon)
Lineage: Eukaryota; Metazoa; Chordata; Actinopteri; Elopiformes; Megalopidae
Product: cytochrome b5
Exons: 5
Coding region: 112-537 (141 amino acids)
Cellular component (GO): membrane; intracellular membrane-bounded organelle
Molecular function (GO): heme binding
Source: RefSeq, a predicted model, not a curated record